AAAAAGUUGUCACUCACUCACUCACUCAAUGAAUACUCAUACUCUACUCUACUCCUUUGCAAUAAUUAAUUCAUAAUAAUAAUCCUCCCCAAAAAAACACACACAUCUAUCCUUACACGAUAACCCAGUUGCCAGUUGGUUGGGUCUGAAACUUUACUCGGAUCCCACUUUCUCAAUUCUCACUCCUCUUCUUCUAAGUUCAAAGUUCUUCCUCUUCUUUACUCCGCCAAACAACAGCUCAAAUUUCUCGGAUGGGGAGUGAAGGAGUGAAAGAAUCCUGGUUUAGUAGCUUGUGGGGGACCUCACGAAGAAAUGGAUCACAUUCUGAGAAAGCUGUACUGGGCAUUGUAGCAUUUGAGGUGGCGACUUUGAUGUCCAAGGUUAUUAGCUUGUGGAAUUGUUUGAGUGAUAUUCAGAUGGCACGGUUAAGGGAAGAUGUUGUUAACUCGCCUGGGAUUGUAAAACUUGUAUCGGAUGAUGAAAAUUAUCUCAUGAACCUGGCUUUUGCGGAAAUAGUUGAGAAUUUGUGGUAUGCCGCACACUCUGUCACUAGCUUAGGCAAGAAGUGCUCUAAUCCUGUAUAUCAUCGUUUGGACCAAAUUUUUAGCAGACCUUUGGAGAACUCUCUUGAAUCAUACGGAUGGGAGUAUAGAUGGAAGAAGAUGGAGAAGAAAAUUAAGAAAAUGGAGAGAUUCGUUGGUGCUACUUCACAAUUGCAUCAAGAGAUGGAAGUUUUGGUAGAGCUUGAACAAACACUGAGGAGAAUGCAGUGUAAUCCAGAAACGAAUAGAGUGAAAUUGCUUGAAUUUCAGCAGAAGGUCAUUUGGCAACGCCAGGAGGUUAAAAACUUGCGACAAAUGUCACCAUGGUCCAGGACACAUGACUACAUUGUGAAAUUUCUGUCAAGGUGUCUAGUUACAGUAAUCGAAAGGCUCAGAAUUCUGCUUGGAAUUAAUCAAGUUAUAUUUUUGGACAGAAAUAAUAUGUCUGGGCAUCCGUCUACAGCUGGAACUCUUCCUAGAAGUCGCUCAUUUGUACAAUCAUCUGUUUAUCCCUCAGAAAAUCAUGCCUCUAUAUUUUAUUCAGGACCUUUGGUUAGGUCAAGCUCUUUAUUGGGAUUGCCCACUAGAAGUAAGAGAGCCAGUAAAAAGCAACAGAGACAGGCUCCGCAGCAUGUAAAUAGCCAACACAGAAAAUUUUCUUUUCUAAACACAAAACGAUUUUCUCAAUCAGGACCUUUUAAAGGAUGCAUGAUUGGUGCAAGCGAUUCUCCAGUAGUUAAGAGUUGUAUGCCGACAAGUAGUGGGCCCUCAAGUUCCGCUUCUGCAGCUAUUGUAUUGAGUGAGGUGGACGGAAAUGUAAAUAAAUUGGAUCCUUCUCUUUGUGAUAACACAAUUCCUUCAAGCGACUCUGUUUUGCUUUCACAAUGUAUACUAUCAAAUACUCCUCCAUCUUCUCUGGGAAGUGCUGCCUUAAGUCUCCAUUACGCAAACAUUAUCAUAUUAAUAGAGAAGCUUGCUUCAUCACCUCAUCUGAUCGCCUGUGAUGCAAGAGAUGAUCUCUACAGUAUGUUAACAACAAGCAUAAGAAGCAUGUUAAGGGGAAGAUUAAAACUAUACACUAAAUCCUUGGCGUCCUCAACCUAUGAUUCGGCCCUUGCUACUGAAUGGAGCCUGGCCAUAGCUAGAAUGUUGGAAUGGCUUUCUCCGCUUGCACAUAACACGGUUAGAUGGCAUUCUGAAAGGAAUUAUGAGAAACAUCAUGUUGUUCCUCGGGGGAGUGUUCUUCUAGUGCAGACCCUGUAUUUUGCAAAUCAAUCAAAGACUGAAGCUGCAAUUAUAGAGCUUUUGUUGGGUUUGAACUACCUGUAUAGAUACGGCAAAGAAGUGAACGAGAAGGCUUUCUUGGAAGCGAGUAAUAGCUGUCUUUAUGGUGAAUACUCUAUUCAGACAGAUACUAUUGCUUGCAAUGGUUGAUCUGUUAGUGGAGCAGACAUUUCUUGGUUUCUGUGAUGCUAAAUGGUAUAGCUAAGAGCUUAGCCCAGAUCGCUAGUUGUUUGGAAGCCUCAUAUUGGAUGCAUGAAUGGCCUUGGUGGAUUUGCUUGUAUGAAGAAGACUUUGUUUCACAUAGUGAGGAAUCCAUUUGAGAUAUCAGAUGAGUUAACCAUCUUUUACACACUAGCUUAUUGCUUAAAUAUUCUCUCUUCCCCCCCCCCCCACCCCCCGCGCCCGAUCCAUAGCCACCAUAUAUUUCAGUCUCAUCAUAAACUUAUUGUAAAGCGUAGUUUAUAUUUUUAUCACAAGAGUGAAGAGAUGUGCGAUGUAAAACUGCAGUAUUUGUAUGAUACCUGAGAAAAUUGGGCGUGUUCAUAUGAUUAUUUGAAGAAAAUCAACUGUCACCGAUAUAUCUUACUGCCU
Molecule: messenger RNA, 2417 nt
Organism: Beta vulgaris subsp. vulgaris (sugar beet)
Lineage: Eukaryota; Viridiplantae; Streptophyta; Magnoliopsida; Caryophyllales; Amaranthaceae
Exons: 2
Coding region: 252-1976 (574 amino acids)
Biological process (GO): positive regulation of growth
Source: RefSeq, a predicted model, not a curated record